GACAUGUCAUCUGUCAAUUCGACAAUCGAGCGUUGGUAAAAAAAUAUAUCGAAAAGAUCUCAUUAAUACAAAAAUAUCAUUUUAAAAAGAAAAAGUUCUAGAAAUAAGUGCAACUGUAGUCUCUGUUAAUUUGUUAUUAUUAGUAAAGACAUUAAAUUUUGAAUAUAAAAACUAUAAUGAGGCUGUGAAUCUGUGAAUCUGUGAGUGUAAAUAAAUACAAAUUAUGAGAAAAAUGGGUAAACACAAGAUGAUCGCGAAAAGCUGCCCCAAAUGCGAGAUGCAGGUGGCAGUAGCAUCAAAGUCAUGUAAAUGUGGGCACACAUUCUUCGCGGCCCGUCGUGGGGCGGAUUGUCUACCAGCCGUCGAGGACAUCAGACGCAGGACCGGCAGGGUGCGGCGAUCACAGCCACAGUUCUACGAUGCUCAGCAUUAUCAGAAACAGAUUAAGAGAAGAUCUCCUAAAAAGAGGUCUCUAUCACGCUCAAUGGACGAGGACACAAAACCAAAGGACAAGAAUGAAAGUGGUAAGUUCAACAAAGCCCAAACGGGCAGAGGAAGUGCGCGCACGUCCGCACCGGACGAUUGCCCCCGAGCCCGUCGCCGCCGCGCCCUCCGACGAGCACAACGCCCCCCACCCGGGAACAACAGUGGGGAGCGAACCCGAGACCCCACGCCGCAGUUAAGACCCCCUCAACUAGCUCGAUGCCGUCUCAUAUUGCAGGAAAUUAAUAGAAAAAUAUCAGCUGUGACGUGGCAGCCACCUAAUGACAUGUAAAGAGUUAAGAGCAGUUGACCCCCUGGUAUUAUUUAGAGUAGUUGACCCCAAAGUGAAAUGCUGUUGACCCCUUACUUUGAUUAUUUUUUUAAUUUAAUUUUUUACAGUCAGGCAACAAUGGCCCAUAGAUACAUACAUUAAAAACUGAAAUACAUACAUUAUAUACAAAACUUGUUAUAAUGUAUUAUUAUGACCCCCCACAGUUAGCCAGAUGUCGUAUCAUCGGAAAUACAAAAUAAUUUAUCAUAUUUUUAGUUUAAGUAAAAAUAAAAAUUUCGAAAAAGUAUUAUCUAUGUAUGUUUAAUCGGUUUUAUCUCCGAAAUUACUUCAAUGAAUUGUGUUUUCUUAUCCGAGGGGUCAAUAGUGCAUUUUGUUGAUAGUCUAUGUUAAUUAUAUUGUCAGCUGUAAAGGGGAGAUUCCACCGGUGUCCCUCGCUGUAAAAAAUAUUGGGGAUUAAUGUGUGUUCACCUUAAAAUUAAACUCAUCUGGUACGAAAAUCUAUCCGUAUUCUUUAACUGCAGAUUUCUAUAACUAUCCUUUGUGUUGCGAUUAGGGAUAGAACACAAUUUAUAUAGAGCUACUAACUAACGCCCGCGGCUCCGCCUUUAACCUAUGUGUUAACCUAGGGUACCAAAUUUCAUUCAAAUCGGUCAAGCCGCUUUUGCGUGAAAGAAUAAUAAACAUACACAAUACACAUGCAUACAUUCUCACAAACUUUCACAUGUGUAAUAUAAGUAGGAUAGUAGGAUAAUGUCAAAAUUCGAUCAGCCUGACACCAGUCUAAAAACCUUGUAUUGUGUUGCCCGGGUGACAGAGUUGAGGAGGUCAGGAAGGCAGUCGUUCCUUAUAAAAAAACUGGUAGGUACUCAGCUGCAUCCGGCUAGACUAGCAGCCAACCCCAACAUAGAUGGGAAAAGGCUCGGGAGAUGAUGAUUUCAAAAUUCGAUCCCUAACUAUCCAUAGAAAUAAGUGGAUAGAUAGGUAGGUUUGGCUAUCUUAUGCCUACCAUUUUAAUAAGUAUUAAUAACUAAUUAGUCGUACAGACAUUUGUUUGUAAAUAACAAAACAUCUGAUAGUACGAUGUCGUCAUAAUAUCGUAUCUAGGGGUCAGAAUAACAAUGUUUUGUUGUGUUAGGUAACUAUCUACCUUCUUUGUUAUAGGUCAAGGUAACUACUGCGGAUUUAGAUAAAGAAAGCGUAUGUUACACUAUCUGCGCAUUUCUGUAAGCUAUCUAUCCUUUGUUUUACGAUAAGACAUUUUUUGGUUUGUACAGUCAACUUCAGGUCAGUGGUAACAGUUUUAUAGGAAAAUCGUACUUAUUACUAUUGAGUUAAGAUGCAUGACAGUUACCACUGAUGUGCAGUCUACCGUACCCUUAACGCCCUGAAACGUUUUGAAAAAUUCUUUUGGGAAGUUAGACUAUCCCCGAGUGACAUUCAAUUUUUAUCUGGGUACGAGGUAGUUCACUCGGGACGCGAUCAAAAUUGCGGGAAGAGUCUAGUUAUUUAUAUAGCAUGAGAAUAGCUAUGAUAAAAUUCAAUCUCUAAUCGCAAAAGAAUGGAUAGAUAUUUUAUAGAAAUCCACCUUAUUUCAGUUAUUUUUUCAGUCAACAGCUGUUUUUAAUUGAACUCAUUAAAAAUUAUUACGUCUCGGUAACGCAACAUUCUGAACACUGAACAUGGAGUAAGGAAAGAUGAGCGGAGAUGCUAUAAUGCAGGUAGGUCUGGUGGCAUGACCAAAAAUCCAAUUAACGAAGCGUGAGGGUUCUUUAGGAUAUCUAUUGACGAUCAUUGGUAUUUAAAAAAAUGGUCGGGUCCAUAGAGGGCGUAUAAUAGCGAAGAUAGUAACGUUCCUCGUCCUCCGAACACCCGCAUGUUGUAGCGCUAUUUUCUUAGAAGAUUUUCCGUUAUGACACCUCCGUUAGUCAUUUUGUCCUCCAUGUUACUGACCCUAAGAUUUUUUUGACACUUGAUAAAACAUUAUCAGUGCCAAUUAAUUUUUGUUCAAACAAUAAAUUACCUUGCCGAAUCGGUUUCUUUUGUAUCUAAUUGUAUAAAUAUUAAUGUAAGUGAGUUGAAUUUUAAGAUUAAAUUGUUGUAAGAAAUA
Molecule: messenger RNA, 2882 nt
Organism: Helicoverpa armigera (cotton bollworm)
Lineage: Eukaryota; Metazoa; Arthropoda; Insecta; Lepidoptera; Noctuidae
Product: UPF0547 protein C16orf87 homolog
Exons: 5
Coding region: 224-775 (183 amino acids)
Source: RefSeq, a predicted model, not a curated record